Messenger RNA from Lodderomyces theae, 684 nucleotides. RefSeq lists its product as uncharacterized. Lineage: Eukaryota; Fungi; Ascomycota; Pichiomycetes; Serinales; Debaryomycetaceae. The record is from RefSeq and is a predicted model, not a curated record. Gene Ontology annotation, molecular function: nascent polypeptide-associated complex binding. The transcript has a single exon. Bases 1 to 684 code for a protein of 227 amino acids. Gene Ontology annotation, cellular component: mitochondrial outer membrane.
AUGGCCAACAGCAACCCACCAUCCCACGAACAACUCAAGAAGGACCUCAAAAAGGAUGCCGAAAACACCAAAAACAGAGCUGCUGCUGACGCUAAGGAGUUGAAAGACCAAGGUCAAGCAAAAGCUCAAGAAUUGAAGAAGGAAGGAAAGGCCAAAGCUCAAGAAGCCAAGAAGACUGCUGAAGAGGAAGCUGAGGAUUUGAAACACGCUAGCAAAGAGUUGUAUGAAGCUGCUAAAGAAAGAGGUGAAGUUAUAUACGAUGCUGCGGCUGAAAAGAGCCAAGAAGCUUACGAAGCCACUAGAAAAGAAUUGGACCGUUUGGAAGAAGAAGGAAGAUCCUUAUUCUCCAAGCUCAGUGCUUCAAUACAAAGAGGUGCUCAACAGUUUGGUCAAUUUUUGCAAAAAUCGGGUGAAGAUAUUCAAGCCGGUGUCUCUCAAGUUGCUUCAAGAACUGCAAUUGAGUUGCAAAACCCAGUUGUUGUGACUCAAUUAUUUGUUGCUGCUGGUGGUGCUGCUGCUGGUUACUUGGGUUGGUUGGAAAGAUACAGAAUUAGAAGUGACCUGAAUGCCGUGGUAGGUAUCCAUGCUGGUGUCAUUACUGGUUUGGUUUUGCUUGACGGAUUUUUGUUCAACAAGUACUACCCACAAUAUGACCAAAAGAGAACCACUACAACCACUAAGUAG